Molecule: messenger RNA, 585 nt
Organism: Trichomonas vaginalis G3
Lineage: Eukaryota; Parabasalia; Trichomonadida; Trichomonadidae
Product: small Rab GTPase RabX13
Exons: 1
Coding region: 1-585 (194 amino acids)
Molecular function (GO): GTP binding; GTPase activity
Source: RefSeq, a predicted model, not a curated record
AUGAAUGAUCCAAUCACGCAUCGCGUUGUUUUAAUUGGUGAUUCACAAGUCGGAAAAACAUCACUUAUACAUAGAUUUGUUCGCAACUCAUACGAAAAGCAACAAAAAAACACAGUUGGCGCCGUUUUUCAUACAUAUGAAGAAGAAGUAAAUAAUCAAAAAGUAAUUAUGCAGAUUUGGGAUACAGCUGGUCAGGAAAAAUAUAGAAGCCUUGGACCUAUUUACUAUCGUAAUGCUUCCGCCGGUAUAGCUGUAUACGACACUACAAACCCAGAUUCUCUUGAAGGACUUCAACAAUGGAUAACAGAUUUUAAACGCCAUACAGACCAGCCACUUCUCUUUAUCGUAGGAAAUAAAAUAGAUAUCGCAACUACAGAUGCAAAUGGACUUCGCGAAGAAGCUCAACCAUUUGCUUAUAGAAAUGGAGCCCAGCUAUUUUUGGCUUCUGCUAAAACAGGCGAAGGUGUUAAAGAAAUGUUUAAAUCAGUAUUCACAGAACUUGUUAAAUCUGGAAAACUUUCUGUUAUGGAGAAAUCAAAACCACAAGUUCAAAACAAAGAGAAUCAGUCUGGCGGAUGCUGCUAA